UCUUUUGGAAACGCAUCAACUUCUCAAACCUCAUAGCUACCUCUUCUGUUCUUUUUGUGUGUGUGUGUGUGUGUGUGUGUGUUUCUCUUUACUAAACACUAAACAUUAUGCCUCCUCCCAUGAUGCCGGAUUUCUCUAACUCUGUGAAGCUUAAGUAUGUCAAACUUGGGUAUCAAUACCUUGUUAACCACAUUAUCACCCUCACUCUUGUACCCAUCAUGCUUUGUGUCUUCAUUGAGGUACUACGCUUAGGCCCUGAUGAAAUCCUCAACCUCUGGAGGUCUCUUCACUUCGAUCUUGUUCAAAUCCUCUCUUCUGCUUUCCUUAUCAUCUUCAUAGCCACCGUUUUCUUCAUGUCAAAGCCACGCACAAUAUACCUCGUUGACUACGCUUGCUUCAAGCCACCAGUCACUUGCCGUGUCCCUUUUGCUACCUUCAUGGAACACUCGAGGCUCAUCCUCAAGAACAACCCAAAGAGUGUCGAGUUCCAAAUGAGGAUUCUCGAGCGAUCUGGUCUUGGAGAAGAGACUUGUUUGCCUCCUGCAAUUCAUUAUAUCCCACCCAAACCAACCAUGGAAGCUUCUAGAGGCGAGGCCGAGCUUGUCAUCUUCUCUGCCAUGGAUUCUUUGUUCGAGAAAACUGGUCUCAAGCCUAAGGAUAUUGACAUUCUUAUAGUGAAUUGUAGCUUGUUCUCUCCAACGCCUUCUUUGUCUGCUAUGGUGAUAAACAAGUACAAGCUGAGAAGCAACAUUAAGAGUUUCAAUCUCUCUGGGAUGGGUUGCAGUGCAGGGCUUAUCUCCAUUGACCUAGCACGUGAUCUUCUUCAAGUUCAUCCCAAUUCCAAUGCUGUGAUUGUGAGCACAGAGAUUAUCACACCCAACUAUUACCAAGGGAAAGAGAGACCCAUGCUUCUUCCAAAUUGUUUGUUCAGAAUGGGUGGUGCUGCUAUACUCUUAUCAAACCGAAGGUCUGAACGUAGAAGAGCAAAGUACAGAUUGGUCCAUGUGGUUCGAACACACAAAGGAGCUGAUGACAAAGCAUAUCGUUGUGUGUUUGAAGAAGAAGACAGAGAAGGGAAGGUUGGGAUUUCACUUUCAAAGGACCUCAUGGCCAUUGCAGGAGAGGCUCUCAAAUCCAAUAUAACUACAAUGGGUCCUCUUGUUCUUCCAGCUUCAGAACAGUUACUCUUCCUUAUUACUCUCAUUGGAAGGAAAAUCUUCAACCCAAAAUGGAAACCAUAUAUCCCUGACUUCAAACAAGCCUUUGAGCAUUUCUGCAUCCACGCUGGUGGCCGUGCUGUCAUUGAUGAAUUGCAGAAGAAUCUUCAGCUCUCUGCAGAGCACGUUGAGGCCUCAAGGAUGACCCUUCACCGCUUUGGGAACACAUCAUCUUCUUCACUUUGGUAUGAACUCAACUACAUUGAAUCAAAGGGAAGGAUGAAGAAAGGAAACAGAGUAUGGCAGAUAGCAUUUGGGAGUGGUUUUAAAUGCAACAGUGCUGUGUGGAAGUGCAACAGAACCAUUAAGACUCCAAUUGAUGGGCCUUGGGCAGAUUGCAUUGAUCGCUACCCGGUUCAUAUUCCUGAGAUCGUUAAGCUCUAGGCUCUUGCUUGGAAGAACAAGAAGAAGAAGAAGAAGAAGAAGGAACAAACAAAUUGGUUACUUUGGUUUCAGUUACCUGCUAAAAUAGAUGAGUAAUCGUGAACCUUCUCUCUGUUAUAGCCCUACCAUAAUUCUCACUUGUCAGUCAUAUUGGUUAUCCCACUUUUUUUUUUAAUAUAUAUAUAUAUAUAUAUAUAUAUAUAUAUUUGUAUUUUUAUUUUUAUUUUUUUCAUUUUCCAAACUAUUACAUGGCCUUCUUGUGAAUUUUCCUAGAAAUCCCCAAUGGGGAUUCUAUGUAUUCACCAAUGUGGAUCAUGUAAGGGAAAUACAAUUCCAAUUUCUACUUUAUAUUUGCUGCUUGUACUUGGAAGCUUGUAAUUAGGACUUGAAAUGUAAGAAAUACUUCGGUAUCAGGGAGGAAGUUUAAUAAGCAUUCUCCGAAAUGUAAGGAAGGAGCAGUGAGAUUUUCAGGUUGUGCAGAAUGUUACAUAAAACCGAUGAUAAUAAGUAAUUAUCUUCUGAUUGUGCACUGAAAUAAUUGCGACUGCUAUUGAUU
Gastrolobium bilobum is the source of this 2157-nucleotide messenger RNA. RefSeq names its product 3-ketoacyl-CoA synthase 6. The record is from RefSeq and is a predicted model, not a curated record. NCBI's taxonomy places the organism in Eukaryota, Viridiplantae, Streptophyta, Magnoliopsida, Fabales, Fabaceae. Gene Ontology annotation, biological process: fatty acid biosynthetic process. Gene Ontology annotation, cellular component: membrane. Bases 108 to 1601 code for a protein of 497 amino acids. Gene Ontology annotation, molecular function: acyltransferase activity, transferring groups other than amino-acyl groups. The transcript has a single exon.